Oryza sativa Japonica Group (Japanese rice) is the source of this 2417-nucleotide messenger RNA. RefSeq names its product cysteine-rich receptor-like protein kinase 6. Gene Ontology annotation, cellular component: plasma membrane. Gene Ontology annotation, molecular function: protein serine/threonine kinase activity; ATP binding. NCBI's taxonomy places the organism in Eukaryota, Viridiplantae, Streptophyta, Magnoliopsida, Poales, Poaceae. The record is from RefSeq and is a predicted model, not a curated record. Gene Ontology annotation, biological process: protein phosphorylation.
CUAGCCAGUCUGGCGGAAAGGAAAUGUUUGACUCCACUUACGCGUUCAAGUCGCCGCAACGUGCUAAAUGAUGUCGCACCGACUAGACUACGCCACUCGAUUUGACGUCGGCCGCCGCAACUCCAUUUUGGUGUUCCAAUUUACUUGACAAAAAGAAAAAAAAAUUCUCCCCUUCCCCCCUUUGCUGCGAUGAUGCUCGCCGGCUAUGGCAUCCUCGCCGUUGUCCUCGUCCUCCUGCCGCCGUCGGCCACGCCGGCUGGGAUCGCUGACUGCGACCUCGGCGUCGGCAACACGUACGUGGGCAACAGCACGUUCGAGGCGAACCUGAACCACCUCGCCGCGGAGCUCCCCGGCAACGUCUCCACGGCGCAUACCGGCGGCUUCGCGGUCGCCACCGUCGGCGCGGAUCCCGACCAGGUGUUCGCGCUGGCGCUCUGCCGCGGCGACGUGAACGCCACAGCCUGCCGCGCGUGCGUCGCGGCGGCGUUCGUCGACGGGAAGAAUGCUUGCCCCGGCAUCAAUGGCGUCACCGUGUACGAGGACGCCUGCGUAGUUCGCUUCUCCGGCCAGAGGUUCAUGGAUUUCCUCAGUCCGGAUCAGUGGCAGGUCACCGAGAUGAUUUGGGUUCCCGAGCAAGCCUCGGAGAGCGUCAAUGCGCCGGCGGUUGGCUGGUUCAACGCCGCCAUCGCGAAGAUCCUCGCCGCCCUGGUCGACCACGCCGUGGCCACGGCGACGGGCAACAACUCGACCACCAAGAAGUAUUUCGCCACGGGUGAGGAGGACUUCGACCCCAACAUCUACGGGUUCGCGCAGUGCGUGCCGGACCUGACGCAGGAGCAGUGCAAGGAAUGCCUCAACACCUUCCUUUUUCAAGCAAAACAAGUGUACUUUGGCAAGAGCCUUAGCUGGGUUGGUAUGAAUUCGGUGUGGUGCAGACUGAUGUAUAGUGUGCGGCCGUUCUACGGAGGCCGGGCGAUGCUGCAGCUGUCGGCGCCACCACCACCAGCAGCCGAGGCUCCGGUUCUAUCUCUAGAGCCUGGAGCAGGGAAGAAAAAGAGUGCAGCUGGAAUCGCUGCCGUCGUCGCUUCUUCAGUUGUGGUAUUGUUGAUCCUUUCAUUUUUUGCAGUUGUUCUCUUCAGGAGAAGGUCCAAGGUUACUGAGACUGACCACCAGUUGAGGAAGAUAACAAGAGCACAAUGCUUGAUUUUUGACCUGCCAGCUCUGCAAGAGGCAACGGAUAACUUCUCGGACAAUAAUAAGCUCGGAGAAGGUGGUUAUGGUAUUGUAUACAAGGGAGUACUCUCAGAUGGACAAGAAGUAGCAGUGAAGAAACUUUUGGGAACAAGUGAGCAUGGAUUGGAUCAGCUACAAAAUGAGGUGUUGUUAUUGGCAGAGCUUCAACACAAGAACCUUGUUAAGCUACAAGGGUUUUGCUUGCAUCAGGGGGAAACACUGCUUGUUUAUGAAUACGUCAAGAACGGGAGCCUGGAUAACUUUCUAUUCGAUACCAGUAGGGGAAACACACCAAACUGGGAGCAACUGUACAACAUCAUUUUUGGAAUUGCCAAGGGAAUAUUGUAUCUUCACGAGGACUCAAGCUUGAGGAUCAUUCACCGAGACCUGAAAUCAAACAACAUCCUACUUGGGGAGGACAUGGAACCAAAAAUUGCAGAUUUUGGAUUGGCAAGGCUACUAGAAGAAGGUCAUACUAAUACUCGGACAACUAGAAUUGUUGGAACAUUCGGUUAUAUGGCACCUGAGUACGCAAUACACGGAAAUGUGUCAACCAAGAUCGAUGUUUUAAGUUUUGGUGUGUUGGUCCUUGAAAUUGUAACAGGGAGAAGGAACCUCAAUUCUGACGAUCAUGAUCGCGGGAAUCUCCUUAGUGAUGUCUGGAAUUGCUGGACAAAAGGGACGGUUACACAACUAAUUGACCAAUCACUUGAAGAGCAAUUCCGAAGACAAGCACUGCGAUGCAUUCAUAUCGGGCUGCUGUGUGUCCAGUCAGAUCCUGAUGACAGGCCUCACAUGUCAUCUGUCAUUUUCAUGUUGAGUAGGGAAAACAUGAAUCUUCAGCCACCGGCACAACCUGCAUUCUUCUUUGAUGGAGACUCAAACUCAUGUUCUCAACCCUUUGAGCAACCCGUGUAUAAUCGGCCUAAUGCAAUCUAUGAAGAGGAUAUCUCCGUGAAUAGGAUGACAGUUACUGACAUAUACCCCAGAUAACCCUUCCCCCUCCCCAUUCCUAAUCCCCCCUUUCCCAGUGGCGCAAUUGUCACCAUUGUUUGUCAACUUCAUUGAACCAUCUGCGUAUGGUUUGAUCUGCACCUUAGAAGGCACAUUUAAAUAUUCUAGUUGUUGUCAUUACAUUAUAUUCUUAUAUGGCCAGUUAUCUUAUGUUCUUUGCACACUCUGAA